AUGGAGAACACAAAUCUCACAGUGCUGAAUGAAUUCAUUCUGAAAGGCAUCACUGACCUUCCUGAAUUGCAGACUCCACUAUUUGGAUUGCUGCUCAUUAUCUACCUGAUCUCUUCAAUGGGUAAUUUGGGCAUUAUCAUCCUUACAAAGGUGGACUCUAGGCUUCAAACACCCAUGUACUUUUUUCUAAGACAUCUGGCUCUUACUGAUCUUGGAUAUUCUACAGCUGUGGCACCCAAAAUGUUAGUGAAUUUUAUUGCAGAGCAAAAUUCAGUCUCCUAUUAUCUUUGUGCUACACAGCUAGCCUGCUUUCUUCUUUUUAUUACUUGUGAACUUUUUAUUCUCUCUGCUAUGUCCUAUGACCGCUGUGUGGCUAUAUGUAACCCUCUGCUCUACAUGGCUAUCAUGUCACAAAGAACAUGUUGGAUACUAGUGGCAAUCCCAUAUCUCUACAGUGUAUUUGUGUCUCUAAUAGUCACGCUAAGGAUAUUCACUUUAUCCUUUUGUGGCUACAAUGUCAUUAAUCAUUUUUUCUGUGAUUGUAUCCCAUUGAUAUCUUUGCUCUGUUCAAACACACUUGAGAUUGAAUUGAUAAUUAGGUUUUUUGCAACUUUUGAUUUGAUUUCCUCUCUUCUGGUUGUCCUUGUGUCUUACCUGCUCAUCUUCAUAGCCAUUCUGAGGAUAAAAUCUCCUGAGGGAAGGAAAAAGGCUUUUUCAACCUGUGGAGCCCACUUGACUGUGGUAACUGUCUUUUAUGGGACUUUGAUAUUUAUGUAUGUGCAGCCCAAAUCCAGUCAAUCAUUUGAGACCGAUAAAGUGUCUUCCAUAUUUUACACUCUCGUUAUCCCUAUGUUGAAUCCCUUGAUCUAUAGCUUGAGGAAUAAAGAUGUAAAAGAUGGCAUAAAAAGAUCCUGGAAAAAGAUAGUCAAUAUCUUUUCUUAA
Mesocricetus auratus (golden hamster) is the source of this 942-nucleotide messenger RNA. Its product is annotated as olfactory receptor 8K3-like. The coding region runs from base 1 to 942 and encodes 313 amino acids. Gene Ontology annotation, biological process: G protein-coupled receptor signaling pathway; sensory perception of smell. The record is from RefSeq and is a predicted model, not a curated record. Gene Ontology annotation, cellular component: membrane. Lineage: Eukaryota; Metazoa; Chordata; Mammalia; Rodentia; Cricetidae. Gene Ontology annotation, molecular function: G protein-coupled receptor activity; olfactory receptor activity; odorant binding. The transcript has a single exon.